GAACAGGCCGUACCACUCGUGCCACCCUUCUUUUAUUUACCCUCCCGUCGGUCCGCACGUCGCUAUAGUCCCCUCCAGCAGCAGCAGGCUGCUCGUGCGCCCUUUGUGAAACUGUUCGGUCACAACUGCAACACCAAGCCGGCUAGUCGUCAGCGCCCCGCCCCCCUGUUACCGACCGACGCGGCCCUGACCAACAAAAUGAACUGCUCCGCCGUCUACUCCGCCCUGUAUCCGUAGUUCUCGCCUUUUCGCAUAUCAUUAUACAUAGUCGCCAUCUACUCCGUAUGCCCUCCGCCGUCGCUGCUGGGCGAGAAUGGCCACUUUAGGCUCCCCAUCGCCCCCCUCGUCGCCUUCGAGGAACAUGCGCCGCCGGGGAUUCGCAAGGCGCCUGGAGCGAUUCUGCUGCAACACAAUCACAUACUUCCCGCUAGCCUUUGUGUAUGGGUUGACAACCUGGGCAGCAUGGGUGCAGGCAGGUGUUGGCUUGACGUCGUGGACGAAUAAUCAUGUAUGGACUGGGAAAUUGUCGUCCAUUCUCGGCAUCUUCUUGUACGUGAUGCUCAACUGGAGCUAUACCACGGCCGUCUUCACCGACCCUGGCUCGCCCCUUAACCCUACGAACGGGUAUGCCCGACUGCCUACACAGGAAGGAGGAGGGAUGCAGUACACCUCGUUCACAGUCAAGGCAUCAAAUGGUGAUAUCAGGUUCUGCAAGAAAUGUCAGACAAAGAAACCGGAUCGGGCCCACCACUGCUCGACAUGCAAGAGAUGCGUCUUGAAAAUGGACCACCACUGCCCCUGGCUAGCGACAUGCGUCGGACUGCGGAACUACAAGGCCUUCCUUUUGUUCCUCAUAUACGUAUCACUCUUCUGUUGGGUAGCUUUUGCCACGUCAGCUAUCUGGGUAUGGGAAGAAGUGAUUAGCAACGGCGAAUAUACCGAGACAUUCAUGCCGGUUAACUGCGUCCUGCUCGCCGUCCUUUCUGGAAUCAUCGGCCUGGUUAUCACUGGCUUCGCGGCAUGGCAUCUGUGGUUGACGAGCCGAGGCAGGACGACGAUUGAAAGCUUGGAGAAGACUAGAUAUCUAUCCCCGCUUCGCAAUUCCAUGCGCCAGCACCUCAACGAUCGCAACUACUUGGAUGCUCAGGCACAGGGCCGUCUCAGUAUCAGCGAUCAAUUACGCGAGAUCCACGCCAAUGCACUCCCGGGUGUCACCAGGCCGGAAGAAGGGGAGUCUCCAUCCCGCUCAGCGACUCCCUCGCCUGCCAACGGUGCUGCUGUCGCCAAUGGCUAUUCUACCCCGAUGCAUUAUUCCUACGAACAACGAGAGCGACAGCAUGGUUAUGACCGCUAUGAGAAUUAUCUGGAUGAACGUGACAACGAGCUUCUGCCGAAUGCGUUUGACCUAGGGUGGAGACGUAAUUUCGGCCAUGUCUUCGGGCCUUCUCCUUUGCUUUGGUUUCUGCCCAUCUGCAAUACUACUGGAGAUGGCUGGUCUUGGGAAGCAAGCGAGAAGUGGCUCGCUGCAAGAGAACGUAUACAAAAGCAGCGCUUGGCGGAGGAACGGAUGCAGAAGGAACGUGAGCGUGCAGCCGGCUGGGGGGUUGACUCUCCCACCGAAGCAGAGUUCAGGCGGACUGGCAGGCUGCCGGAAGGUUGGCAGACGAACCAGAACUCUCCCCCGACACCCCGACUACCGCGUCAACCCGAAUGGCAGGCUCCUCGGAAACACGGAGAGCAGGCACGCUAUCUCACGACGUCGAAUGGCGUUGUCCAUACUCCGCUGGAAGGACGACGGAGCCCAAGUAAAGCCGACCAGAUUCUCGGCCGCGAACGUGGAAUGUAUGCAGACGGGGCCGUACAGCUCCAACCGAUAGUCCGGAAGAAGUUCGACCAGUAUAACUACAUAUCGGAGGACGACGAUGACGAUUACGACGUUUCGAGCGACGAAGAGAGAGCCGGUAAGCGCAAGGCUGCGCAAGUGGCGCAGACGCAACCGCCAACGGUCACCAAAGACUGGAACGACAUCCCCGCAGAUUUCCUCCCACCCCCGCCCAAAGGCAGAGCAAAGAAGAAGGACGAGUCGCAGGCGGAGAGGAGAAAAAAGAACGCCCAAGAGUGGGACGAUUGGCAAUGACAUCAUGUGGCAGGUCAUACAACGAGGCAGAUAUAAUACUUGGAUAGAGGACGGUAUUGGCGCAAAGCAUCUAGAGACGGUCUCAGCGAUUUUGGGCUUGGGAUAAGAGCAUUAUAUCACAUCUACCUUUGCCGUUAGAAACCGUACGCAGGUAACUGUAUAGGUGGUUUCGCCCUUUGUGUUUUAUGCCAUGCUGAUUAUGUUCCCCAACCGUGUCUCCGUCAUCUUUGGAUGGCGUUACUCGUUUCCUGAUACCGGGGUAUGGCUUCAAGAUUUCGUACUCUCACCCACUUCCUACACUAUGAGCAUCAUCCAAACCUCCUUCUUGUUUUCCGUGGACUUUCUAGUAACCGCCGGUGUAGAUUUGUGCGAGGGGUUUGCCCUAAUACCCAUCCUUCACCG
Molecule: messenger RNA, 2539 nt
Organism: Westerdykella ornata
Lineage: Eukaryota; Fungi; Ascomycota; Dothideomycetes; Pleosporales; Sporormiaceae
Product: zf-DHHC-domain-containing protein
Exons: 2
Coding region: 314-2137 (607 amino acids)
Molecular function (GO): palmitoyltransferase activity
Source: RefSeq, a predicted model, not a curated record